Molecule: messenger RNA, 508 nt
Organism: Acanthisitta chloris (rifleman)
Lineage: Eukaryota; Metazoa; Chordata; Aves; Passeriformes; Acanthisittidae
Product: rap guanine nucleotide exchange factor 5-like
Exons: 5
Biological process (GO): intracellular signal transduction
Source: RefSeq, a predicted model, not a curated record
GGAGAAAUUUCUUCCUGUGCUGCGAGAGCUCUCAGGAAUAUUUUUACUGUACAAGCAUCUGAUCUGAUUAAAGACAGGGUGUACCUUUCUGGCAUUUGCAGGAGAAGCUGUGUUGGAUCAGAGCUGGUAGACUGGCUUUUGGAGCAGUGCCCUUUUGUUAAGUGCAGAUCUACAGCAGCUGGAGUGUGGCAGCUCCUUCUGGAUAUGGGCAUUAUAUUAUCAGUGGACAGACAACUCUAUUUUCAAGACACUAAUGCUUUCUACCAGUUCUCAGCGGACGAAUGUACCUACCUUUUCUGUGAAUUUGAGAAAGAGGAAGGAUGGAAGAAUGGAGUAAAGCUCCUACUUCAACUACUGCCAUUGUCUCCCCCCAGGAUUGACAUGUGUAAUCUGCCUGAUCAAAAAAUAGAAGAUACGGCAGAAACCAAUGCUGAAAUCCUUGCUCGUCUCACUUCUGCGGUACAGCGAGAACUAGCUGCUGUCAUUGCCUUGAAAGCGAGAAAGUCAG